Messenger RNA from Neodiprion virginianus, 919 nucleotides. RefSeq names its product thyrostimulin alpha-2 subunit (gene Gpa2). Gene Ontology annotation, biological process: cell surface receptor signaling pathway. Lineage: Eukaryota; Metazoa; Arthropoda; Insecta; Hymenoptera; Diprionidae. Gene Ontology annotation, molecular function: hormone receptor binding. Bases 243 to 662 code for a protein of 139 amino acids. The transcript is spliced from 4 exons. The record is from RefSeq and is a predicted model, not a curated record.
CUAGUUACCAAGCAGAGUAGUCGAGACUUCUCAGCGCUAAAAUUUAAACCUUUUUCUUCUCUUUCAACGUAGAAUAUUUUUGUAACGGAGUCAAUAGAGAGGUCAUCCGCCGAAUCAUUGAUACACUAGUAGGACUUUUCCUGGAGCAGGUCAACAUCAGACUCAAAGUUAUCCUGGUCCCGACGACCGAGGAGAUUCCAGAGUCUGAGAUCAUCGCGACCAAUGUGAAUACAAAUACAGCCAUGGGAAGUAUCGAGUACUGCUGGUGCAGAUGGACUAGCGUGAUGGGUAAGACAGGAAGAAGAGUCAUCUAUUUCUUACUGCUCGUUUCUUGCACCGCAAUCAUAGGCCAAGAGGUCGAUUCACAGCCACCGAAAUGUCUGUUAGUAGGUUACGAGAUGAAUAUCACUUUGAAAAAUUGCCCCGGCAUGUCGAUGGUCGGUAUAAAUGUUUGCAGGGGAUAUUGCGAGAGUAUCGCCUUCCCUACGAAUCCUGAAAUACGUUCAAAGUAUCCACAAGCAUUGAUAACGUCCAAUGGCGGAUGCUGUAGUAUAAAAGAAUAUGUCAAUUUCACAACCACGGUUCCGUGUGGAUCGGAAACAAAGAAGGUCACCUUGCCUUCGGCGACAUCGUGCUGGUGCCAUGAUUGCAUAAAUAGUUAGUUCAUCAAUCACCGUUGAUAUCAUUUUUAACUGUCUUGAAUUUCAACAAAUUCUUAGCUAAUUGCCUCUAAACUUUCUGUUCUUGUUUUUAAUACCGCUUUCGUUUUGUAAAAAUAAAUGUUAUCACGCAACGUAGACGACAUUUGAAGAAGUUGUUAAAUAAAAAAAAAAAAAAAAAAUUCGUUGAUGUAGAUAAGUACUUAUUGCCGUCAUACUCAUUAAACACAUUACUGCAGGUUGCGAAAGAUGUAUUUAAA